GCAAACUCGUUUUAAAUGUAUAAACCCAUUUUUCAAUUUCUGAUUAGUUUUUGCUUAGCGAUAACAAGGCUUAUCACCCAUCACGACCCGACCCGGCCCGGCCCGGCCCGACCCGACCCUCAUGAUUUGGAUCCAACGCCUCUGGGUGGGUGGGGGUUUUCAAUCGGAGUCGGCGGUUUCUCUUUUCCCGUUUCCCGCUGUUUCCCAUUUUCGAAGGAGACGAGAGAAGGAGAGGCGAUUUCUAUCUCUGAUGGAGUCGGAGAGGAUCGCCGGCGAGGAUCGGGACAUGGACGGCGAGUUCGAUUCGGUGCGAGAGGUGUCCAGAGAUCGUUUCAGACUCUCCUCCAUCUCCAUCGCCAAUGCUCAAGCCCGGAGAAGUGGCUCGGAGAUUUCGGAACCCGUCGUCGCCUGCCUCGCCGAUUUGGCUUUCCAAUUCUCAGAACAGUUGGCCAAGGACCUCGAGCGUUUUGCUCACCAUGCUGGCCGUAAGUCCGUCAACACGGAUGAUGUGAUCCUCUCUUCGACACUGGCGGCGCCGCCUUCGAGGUUUUUCCAACUCCUUGUUUUGAUCUACUGUCGUGUGGCAGCACAUAGGAAUGAGCACCUGGCCGUCUCGUUGAGGUCCUUUUGCGACGAACUCAAACUGAAAGAACCCCAGUCUCUGAAGAAGCGUAAGAGGUUACCAGCAAAAGAAGCCAAAGCUACCACCAGUGCGGUACACAUUUCCGACCUGUGAAUCAGAGGCUUUUACAUGCAGAUUGUCCUUUGUGGCAAUUGAAGCAUGCAAUGGAGAAGAUACUUGAAGCGAACAAUGUUAAUGGAAAGCACUUGAGUGGACCAUGUUUUGCCUUAUCUCUGUUGCAUCUACGGAAGCUGGAACCAACUACUUGGGCGAAAUGCCAUGUUGCACUUUUGGGAUGUAGCAGUUGAUACAUGAGAUCGGCUCAAUUUUUGCUGAUUAGUUAGGAGUCUCUGUAUACUUGUCCUGACUAUUUUGUAUUUCAUAUAUGUCUCCGCACAAUGUUGGAGUA
This is a messenger RNA of Eucalyptus grandis, 1031 nucleotides long. Its product is annotated as protein MHF1 homolog. Gene Ontology annotation, molecular function: protein heterodimerization activity; chromatin binding. The transcript is spliced from 4 exons. Gene Ontology annotation, cellular component: FANCM-MHF complex; Fanconi anaemia nuclear complex. Gene Ontology annotation, biological process: resolution of meiotic recombination intermediates; replication fork processing. The record is from RefSeq and is a predicted model, not a curated record. NCBI's taxonomy places the organism in Eukaryota, Viridiplantae, Streptophyta, Magnoliopsida, Myrtales, Myrtaceae. Bases 122 to 736 code for a protein of 204 amino acids.